CCGAUUCGCCAGUAGGCCAGAGCCGGAGAGAGCUGGGGAGGAACUGUCGGCUACUGUGUCAACCCGUCUAAACCGUCUCCCAUUGAGGAAUACUGGAUGCUUCAACUGAGUGUUUUAUUGAGUGGUCGGUUUUGCUUUUACUUGACACCGAGGACGAUCGGAUUUAUUUCAACAGCACAGACUACAUCACACCCCCUGAGGCAUCAACUCCAUUUACAUCCCAGUGCCAUGCGCUUUAUGGCAUUGCAAUGUGCAAGGUAACUUAAACGCCAAUCUUUUGCCCCUUGGCCCAUCCCAUGUCUGAGGACAGUGAGCCAAAGCACUACCUGUACUCGACCCUGGACGGGCUUGAACGGAACCAGGAAAGGGUCGGCUUUCAGGUGGAGGAAGAGGAGGGCUCUCCCUGCGGCUCCAUCAGCCAACUUCACCGCAUGGCCAGCAGUUACAACAAGGGUUGUGGCGAGCGGGAUGGGGUUGAAGAGUUAGGAUUGGCUUCAGAGGGCAGCGACAGCAGCCAUGACCACCCGGCCUCGCUGGGCUCCCCACAUGAUGACAGGAAGCGGCCACGCCCACCUUUACAUGAGGAUGUAGAGAUGGGUGGCAGCGGCUCAAGUGGAAGUGGGACAGAAUCCCACGGUAAUGAGUCGCACGGCAAUGAGUCCCAUGGAAAUGAAUCUGUUGGCAGCUCUAAUGGCAAUGGCAAGGACUCCGCUCUCUUGGAGUCUUCAGGGAGCAACAAGAGCUCAAACUCUCACAGCCCCUCGCCACCAAGCAGCUCCAAUGCUUUCAGUCUGGUGAGCUCUGAGCAGGACAACCCAUCAACCAGCGGCUGCAGCAGUGAACAGUCAGCCAAAGCUAAGACCCAGAAGGAGCUCUUCAAGACCCUGAAGGAGCUGAAGAUGCACUUGCCGUCGGAAAAACGGAGCAAGGGCAAGUCCAGCACCGUCAACACGCUCAAAUAUGCGCUACGAUGUGUCAAGCAGGUGAAAGCCAACGAAGAAUACUAUCAGAUGCUGAUGAUUAAUGACAGCCAGCCACCAGGGUUUGAUGUAUCAUCCUACACCAUCGAGGAAAUCAACAGCAUCACAUCUGAAUACACCCUUAAAAACACUGAUAUAUUUGCUGUAGCCGUCUCACUCAUCACAGGGAAGAUUGUCUACAUCUCAGACCAGGCGUCGUCCAUCUUGAACUGCAAGCAAGAAGUGUUCAACAAUGCAAAGUUUGUGGAGUUCCUGACGCCUCAGGAUGUCAGCGUGUUCUACAGCUUCACCACGCCCUACCGGCUGCCCUCAUGGAGCAUGUGCACCGGAGCAGAGUCGUCUCCCACGGAGUGCAUGCAGGAGAAAUCCUUCUUUUGCCGCAUCAGUGGCGGGAAGGAGCGAGAGGGGGAUCUUCAGUACUAUCCUUUCCGUAUGACUCCUUACCUGAUGAAAGUCCAGGAUGCUGAGCUGGCUGAGGAACAGUUCUGCUGCCUCCUGUUGGCUGAAAGGGUGCACUCUGGAUAUGAAGCACCCAGAAUCCCUCCUGACAAGCGUAUCUUCACCACCACACACACACCUAAUUGUGUGUUCCAGGAUGUGGAUGAGAGGGCUGUUCCUCUGUUGGGUUACCUCCCUCAGGAUCUGAUUGGGACCCCUGUACUUCUCAAUCUGCACCCAAGUGACCGACCCUUAAUGCUGGCUGUGCAUCGCAAGAUUCUACAGUAUGCUGGUCAGCCGUUCGACCACUCCUCGAUCCGUUUCUGUGCAAGAAAUGGCGAGUACAUCACCAUUGACACCAGCUGGUCCAGCUUUGUCAACCCCUGGAGUCGCAAAGUCUCCUUUGUCAUUGGCAGGCACAAAGUCCGAAUGGGUCCUGUGAACGAAGACGUUUUUGCUGCACCAGCUUUUCACGGUGGGAAGAUCGUGGACUCAGACAUCCAGGAAAUUAGUGAACAGAUCCACAGGCUGCUACUACAGCCGGUCCACAACAUGGGUUCUAGUGGCUAUGGUAGCCAUGGCAGCAACGGUUCUCAUGAGCAACUUGUGAGCAUCAGCUCAUCCAGUGAAAGCAAUGGGAAUUUGACAGGGGGGAUCACAGCAGAGGAGACAGGGAAGGCCAAGCCUCCCAGGACGUUCCAGGAGAUUUGUAAGGGGGUCCACAUGCAGAAGAAUCAGGACUCCCAGGUCUGCCUGCGCUCACCUUCAUCCUCACCAUUGCCAUCCAAACCUGAGCAGAAGAAGACCACUGACACAGCAGCUCAGAAGAGUCCAUCGGUUCGUCUGAAGGACUCUGCACCCCCUCUGCAGGUCAAAGACAGUACUGCAGCCACUAUGGAAGAUUUCACCUGCAAAGACCAGACUGUGUGCUCCUACCAGCAGAUCAGCUGCCUCGACAGUGUCAUCAGGUACCUGGAGAGUUGUAACAUCCCUAUCACAGUGAAGAGGAAGUACCAGUUCUCCUCAAACACCACCUCCUCCAAUUCAGAUGAUGGCAAGAAGGGCUCAGAGGACGCCAUGCAUGUCCCUCAGGAUUCAAACACAGAUUCUCUGAUGCUCGAUGCCCAGCCAGGCCUGUCAAACAUGAAAGCACCUAAGAAGCCUCCAUCUGGGGCUGCUGCUGUGGUAGGAGGCCCCCUGGCACCCCUCACUCUGCCCAGCAAGGCUGAGAGCGUGGUGUCCAUCACCUCGCAGUGCAGCUACAGCAGCACUAUUGUCCAUGUUGGAGACAAGAAGCCUCAGCCAGAGUCUGAGAUUAUCGAGGAUGUGGCAGAGAGCCCGGCGCCGCCAGCUCUGCCCGUCAGCAUGGUGUCUCCACCCAGCCAGGAAAAGGAGGCUUAUAAGAGGCUGGGAUUGACCAAACAGGUUUUGGCAGCGCACACCCAGAAAGAGGAGCAGGCCUUCCUCAACCGCUGCAGAGAGCUCCGCAACGCCAGGAACUUUCAGAAGGACUGCUCCAAGUAUCUGCACAAACAGAGAGGCCCAGUCAAUGCUGAAGAAUCAUCUGGACCCCGAGGUGCUGCCAAACAGGGCACCACCAGGCCUGAGACUUCUGCCAAGAAAGGCAACCGCAACAGGAAGUCCAAGAAACCACGAAUGAAGCACCCUGAUUCAUCAGACAGUGCCGUGUCUAACCGCAAACCCCGGCCCCCUCUUCAGGGUCUCAACCAGACCUCGUGGUCUCCGUCAGAAGCCUCGCAGUCAGCAUUUAAUGUCUCCUACCCUGCCAUGGUGCCUGCAUAUCCGCUCUACCCCCCAGCACCUGCUGCCCCAGCUCCAGCCCCCUGCCCUGACCCCUCUCUUUCCACAGGCUUUGGAGAGGGGCAAAGCACACAAGCGCCACCUACAGCCACUCCAUUUCCUGCCCCUAUUGUUACACCUGUGGUGGCUCUGGUGCUGCCAAAUUACCUCUUCCCCCAAAUAGGACAGUUAGGUCAGAUAGGGCAGCUGGGGGCUGCUCCUAGACCAGCGUUUUUCCUUGAGCAGACUCAGACGCAACCUGUAUACACUACCCAACAACCCUUUCAGCCCCCGCAGCCAGCCUACACCAUGCAAACACAACCUCCCUUCACCAACCAGCAGCCGUUCCCUGUACAGACUGCCUUUACCCCACAGCAGCCAUUCCAAGCCACUCAGACAGCCUAUACCACCCAGCAGCCCUUUGCUGCCCAGCCCUCUUUCCCAGUGCAGACUCCGUUUGUUGGUCAAGCCCCAUACCCAGCUCAGCCUUUCCCCUAUAGCCUAGCCUCUGAGCCCCCAAAAGCCCCAGCUGUGGAGCCCCGAGAAGGGGCAGCGUCACGCUCCUCCACCCCAGCAUCUGGGACGCGGGAGCCAGCAACAUCGCCACCACUGUUUGAGUCCCGGUGCAGCUCACCACUGCAGCUCAAUCUGCUGAGCAUGGAGGAGGGGCAGCGCUCAGUGGAGCGUCAGGACAGCACGGCUCUCUCUGCCGGAGGCCAGGGCAGCAGCACAGCAGCAGUGUCAGGAGGAGCAGGGGCAGUAGGAGAGAGGAACGGAGGCUCGGCCAAGAAUGAAAACCACCAACAGGUGGAGUCUCCAGGAGAUGGGGCUCACAGUGAUGGUAACUCCUCAUCCUGCGACCUGCUGGACAUCCUUCUGCAGGAGCAGGAGGACUCCCACUCUGGCACUGGAUCAGCCACCUCUGGCUCCAUGGGUUCAGGAUCAGGCUCUGGUUCAGGUUCAGGAUCAGGCUCCGGUUGCAAUGGCUGUGGUACCUCAGCUAGCGGAGCUUCUGGCAGCAGAACAGGGAGCAGCAACACCAGCAAAUACUUUGGCAGCGUUGACUCCCUGGAGCACGACCCCAAGGCAAAGGCUAAAGCCAAGAUGAGGGGCAAAGGAGGCUCUGAAGGUGGCCAAUCACAGGCCAAAAUCUCAACCCAAGGGGAGGGGGAGCAUUUCAUCAAAUAUGUUCUCCAGGAGCCCCUCUGGCUGCUGAUGGCCAAUGCUGACGACAAGGUCAUGAUGACAUAUCAGAUGCCAUCCAGGGACAUUCAGAAGGUUCUGCGGGAAGACAAGGAGAGGCUGAGGCAGAUGCAGAAGAGCCAACCUCACUUCUCCUCAGACCAGCGACGAGAGCUAGUGGAGGAACACCCCUGGAUGAGGAGAGGAGGUUUACCUGCUGCCAUCAAUGUGAAGGAGUGUGUGUACUGCGAGAACGCAGCAGGGGCACCCAUCGAGGAAGACCUGCCAGAUAUGGACAUGGGUGAGCUGGGUGAGGAGCUGAGCCAAGAGGGCCAGAACACCCAGAGCCAAUCACAGGAUUCACAGCCUCAACCAGACUCUGGCUCCUGAAUACACACACGUCCAGCAGAGGGACACACUUGACUUGACCAGCCAUGGACCCUCAUGAUGCACACAUACAAACACACACACACACGCACAUUGUGGAUGUGAGACAAACAGUGGUGUGCCUGACCAUCCUCAUAAAUGCGCUUAUACAUACACACAACAAGAAGAACCUACGAAGAUGUGCACCAUGCAUGUGUUUGUGUGUGUGUGUGUUGGGCGUAGAUCUGCUACUGGAGUGCAGUUCUUCAGGCGCCUCACAGGAGGGCAGUAUUGCUUCAUGGAGGUUUUUGGAAGCGUCACCCUCCUACAGCAUCUUUGCUAGAUCACACACACACAUACACUCUGAAAUGAUCUGAGCCCAGCCUGUGUGGUUGGUGACCUUUGGCCUCUAAGAUAUUUUUUUAUUUAAUUGUUCCCAUCCUCUUUGUCAGAGGCAGAGCUUUGAAGCAACAUUAGUAGUUAUUCUUCAAAAAAUCUAAUAGUUAACGGACAUCUUUUGAAUAUAAAUAUUAUAAAUUAUAAAUACAUUUGAUUUAAAAAUGUAACAAGAAAGCCAGCAUUGCUGUUUAAAUGCUGCGGGACAUUAUGUUUGUGGUUUCCUGUUUUGCCACAUGGUUCCAUUCAAGCCCUCCAAACCCCAGGAACCCCUCUGUUUUCUCAGCAGGAACUUUGUAGACUAGUUGUGGUGCUCACUGUAUGUUGCAGGCAGGGUUAAAGAGCAGGGACUCCCACUUGUUUUGUAUCAUGGAUGAGCUGUUUUCUCACUACUCUCCUCAGUAUCUGCAGCAUCCAAGCGCACAGCAGUAGUAGCACCUGACUCAACAACUGGUCGUAACUCCUCUUAACAAUGACAAUCUGACACAUAGUGCAAGCUGUUCAUUUAACUAUGUAUCUUAUUUAUUUUCUAACAGAUUAUGUAUCUAGAAUAGGUUUUUUAAGCUAAAGCCAAAUCCAUAUAGCUAAAAGACAGUAGCCAUAUUCACAGUUUACAGGUGUUGACAAUAAACACUACAAGAUAUUUGAAGUCACUUUAGUCUAUAACUGAAGCUGAAGUUGGUUCGUCCAUUUCACACAAUAACCUCCAAGUGUUGUGUUCCACUGCAGACCUUAUAACAGCACGGGUGCUAUGACAAAGUGGGCAUCAUCACAGAUAAAGAAGCUGCUGAAAUAUUUUUGCUGUAUUGAAACAAUCAGUAUCAGAACACUGAUGCACAAAAAGCAGAGGUUGACAGGAUAGUAGUUACAGAAACUUAAGGCUGCACAUCAAGAAAAAAGCUGGAGAAACAUUUAUUUUAUUUUAACUAACAAGGUCCUCUGGAUUUUAACUUCCUUUUCACCUCCAACUUCUAUCUUCAAGAGAUACACUCUGUUUACUUUUUAUAAAUAGCAAUAUAUCCAUAUAGACUGCGGAAGCCUGUAAAAAUGUUGGGUAAUAUUCUUUUUCUGUCACUACUGUGCAGCUCUACUACAAAAUGUCAUUUUUUAACAAAUCUGUACAAUUUUUGGGAUUUAUUGAUUAUGCAAAACUACAUUGUCUCCACUUGCACCCUUUUCAGAGAUGUUUCAGUCAUCUCAUUUUCUCACACAUAUAUUUUUCUGGAGUCAAAAAUAGAAACUGAAGAUUCUUGUACUGCUUUUCCAGUUCCCAGCGCCACCAGAAAGUCUCUGCAGGUGUGCUGACAGCAGUGCAGUUUCUUGAGCACUGCGAAAACUGUUGGUCAGAGUGAUGAAUGAUACUGAGGUCGUAUUUGCAGUACAGUGGGAACACAGCUUUACAAUUGUAGCAAAUAAGGGGACCAUUUUGCAUCAGUAUCCUUCUAUAGGAACCAUGGUCACACAGGAAAUUGUGACACACUGUAUGCAUCAGCCACCAUACAAGCCUCAUCACCUAAUAUGAAGUAUUAAAUAAACUGUGAUCCACAUUGGCUCCAGGUAGUUGAUGUAAAACGUAUGAGAACUGGGAACAACUCUGGUGCUAAAGCAGAGAAACUGUUUGGGGCAGGGCUUGAGAAUGUAACACAGACUGGACCAAGAGCAUCUCACUGGGUUAGUUUGUUUUCUUUCUUUCUCUUUAAAUUUCCUGUUCACUUGUCAGAACUUUUUUUUUAAUUGUUCUAUUUUUAUAUUUCCUCUUGUGUAUUUUAUUUUAUUUGUCAAACAAAGAUAAGAGCUUUUGAGUGUCACUGAGGACGGACCCUACCUCUAAUAAAUCCCAGGUUACGUUACUGUAAGCAGAACAUAGCAUGUGUAUGCAUGUGGGCAAAGCACAGUGGACAGAGAGGUCAGACAUUUAACUGCUGAGUCAUGGGCACGUAGAGAAUCUUUGCCUUGAGGUGGCAGAGGUUUGUGGGCUCUAGUUUCUAUGGAUGAAUGCCAAGAGAAGACAGGCGCCUGCCAACACCUUUAGCAACUGCAGUCCGUCUCUGUCUUUUUUUCUCCUUUCUGUGCAAAAUAUGUCGACAGGAGGCCUCCAACACUCACCUGUGUAUAAACCAGUAAGAAUGCAAGAAUGUUAUUUACUCAUGUCAAAACUGAAGUGUGGAAAUAAGCUGUGGUGAGGUGUGGUUUACGCCUCACUUUUCUCCUAAGGCCUCACAAAGAGGGAAUGCAUUUUAAAUGAAUUACACACUGGUGUGCUUUUGGAAGCACCCUGCCCUGUAAAUGCAUACACACAGUUCUGGCACAUGAUGUUGUGUAUGGUCAUGUAAAUUUGUUUCAUGGCCACUGUGUGAGUCUGUGGUAUAUUAAACUAGCACAUUUCUGUGCAUUUUUGUAGUUAAGAUGUGUUGUUUGAGACAUGGAAACAAUGUUGUAAUAAAACUGCAGAAAUAUAA
Messenger RNA from Lates calcarifer (barramundi perch), 7621 nucleotides. RefSeq names its product period circadian protein homolog 2. NCBI's taxonomy places the organism in Eukaryota, Metazoa, Chordata, Actinopteri, Centropomidae. Bases 297 to 4790 code for a protein of 1497 amino acids. Gene Ontology annotation, biological process: entrainment of circadian clock by photoperiod; negative regulation of transcription by RNA polymerase II; circadian regulation of gene expression. The record is from RefSeq and is a predicted model, not a curated record. The transcript has 22 exons. Gene Ontology annotation, cellular component: cytoplasm; nucleus. Gene Ontology annotation, molecular function: transcription corepressor binding; transcription cis-regulatory region binding.